This is a messenger RNA of Scomber japonicus (chub mackerel), 2949 nucleotides long. RefSeq names its product rho GTPase-activating protein 44-like. The record is from RefSeq and is a predicted model, not a curated record. Lineage: Eukaryota; Metazoa; Chordata; Actinopteri; Scombriformes; Scombridae. Gene Ontology annotation, molecular function: protein binding; GTPase activator activity. Gene Ontology annotation, cellular component: postsynaptic density; cytoplasm; leading edge membrane. Gene Ontology annotation, biological process: neurotransmitter receptor transport, endosome to postsynaptic membrane; regulation of actin cytoskeleton organization; negative regulation of Rac protein signal transduction.
AUGUGGAAGAGAAAGCUGCAGAUCAGCAGGAGUAAAGGCUCACGCAGGAACAGCUCAGCUCUGGCUGAAAAAACAGAAGUACUGAGUGACGAUCUAUUACAGGUGGAGAAACGUCUGGAGCUCGUUAAGCAGGUGUCCCACAGCACACACAAGAAGCUGACCGCCUGUCUGCAGGGCCAGCAGGGCGUAGACGUGGACAAGAAGUCUGUCAGGUCUCCCUCGAAGAAGCUUCCUCUUACAACACUAGCACAAUGUAUGGUGGAGGGAGCGGCGGUGCUCGGAGACGAGUCACUACUAGGGAAGAUGCUGAAGCUCUGCGGAGAGACGCAGGAGAAGCUGGCUCAGGAGCUCAUCCUGUUCGAAGUCACCAUCGAGAGAGACGUCGUCGAGCCUCUCUACGAUCUCGCAGAGGUGGAAAUCCCAAAUAUCCAGAAACAAAGGAAACAUUUAGCAAAGCUGGUCCUGGACAUGGACUCUGCACGCACGCGGUUUUAUCAGUCGGGGAAGUCUUCAGGCUUGUCCAGUAACCUGCAGCCGACAGGAGGGAAGGCCGACCACCUCAGGGAAGAGAUGGAGGAGGCAGCCAACCGCAUGGAGAUCUGUCGAGAUCAAUUAUCAGCAGACAUGUACAGUUUUGUGGCCAAAGAAAUCGACUAUGCAAGCUACUUCCAGACACUGAUAGAAGUGCAAGCAGAGUAUCACAGGAAGUCGUUAGAGCUCCUUCAGAGUAUUCUGCCCCAGAUCAAAGCUCAUCAGGAGUCCUGGGUGGAGAAACCAUGCUACGGGAAACCAUUAGAGGAGCACUUAGCGCUCAGCGGGAGGGAUAUUGCCUUUCCCAUCGAGGCCUGUGUCACCAUGCUGCUGGAGUGUGGCAUGCAGGAGGAGGGUUUGUUCAGAAUCGCUCCGUCGGCCUCCAAACUGAAGAAGCUCAAAGCGUCUCUGGACUGCGGCGUGCUCGACGUCCAGGAGUACUCAGCGGACCCGCACGCCAUCGCAGGAGCUUUAAAGUCGUACCUGCGUGAACUCCCCGAACCCUUAAUGACCUUUGAACUCUACAACGACUGGAUCCAGGCCUCCAACAUCCAAGACCAAGACAAGAGGCUUCAAGCUCUGCUCAACGCCUGCGAGAAGCUUCCUCCCGCCAACAACAACAACUUCAAGUAUUUGAUCAAAUUUCUCUCCAAACUGACUGAAUACCAGGACGUAAACAAGAUGACGCCUGGAAACAUCGCCAUCGUCCUCGGACCUAAUCUGCUGUGGACGCACAACGAAGGCAACAUCACCGAGAUGAUGACGACCGUUUCCCUGCAGAUCGUCGGCAUCAUCGAGCCCAUCAUCCAACACGCUGACUGGUUCUUCCCUGGAGAAAUCGAGUUCAACGUCACAGGAAACUACGGCAGCCCCGUCCACACCAACCACAACGCUAACUACAGCUCGAUGCCGUCUCCUGACAUGGAGCAGAUGGAUCGAAGGCAGAACGACCAGAGCCGACGGCCGCUCAGCGUCGCCACCGACAACAUGAUGCUCGAGUUCUAUAAGAAGGACGGAAGCAUUAGGAAGAUACAAAGCAUGGGUGUCAGGGUGAUGGACACUUCAUGGGUGUCACGCAGGGGCUCGUCUUCCACGCGUAAAAGCUCGUCCACGCCUCCGAGCGUGCAUCCCCCCGCCCCGCCCAAUGACGCGCUCAUCCCCGAGCAGCCGGGGGAAAUCUCUGCCUCCCCCUCCCCCACCCUUCCUCCCACUAGCAGCGACCGAGCCAGCUCGGAUGAUGCAUCCUCCAAUUGGUCGGACUCCUGUUAUGCCUACCCCUCCCCCGAGGAGGAGAGGCCGCCUCCCCCUUACCCCUCUUCCUCAUCUUCCUCCUCCUCUUCCUCUUGCUCGUCCUUCUCGCUCCCUCACCACCAUUUCUACACCCGAGCACCUCCGGGUAUGCGUCCCGUCGCUCCCAGCCCCGAAUCCGUGCCUCCCGGUCAGUCCCCCCCCCCUCCGCCCUCCGGCUACAGCCCGGUCCCCUCCCCCCACUCCCUCUGCCCCUCUCCUCAGCCGCUUGAUGUCAACUCCAACCCCAAACCCAACUCCCUGCACCUGCCCAAACAGGCCUCCCUGUCCGACGCUCCGCAUGCGCCCCCGUCCGAAACGAAUGGCUCCUCCCUUUACAUCAAACCCCCGCUCGUUCUUACUCGCCACGAUCUGUUCCUGGGCUCCCCCAAACCCCCCAACACCCCCCUCUCUGCUCCCCCUCCAUGGGCCGCCUGUGCCUGUAACCGAGAGAGAGGAGCCAAGCCGACUAGUACUCUGAAGAACAAGGAGCUGUCUCCGGUCAUCGGCCAGAAGGGACUGCAGGGGACGAUGAGCUCUUGUGGACAGUCGCAGCUUUCGGAGCACAGUCCUCACACCCUGAGGAGAGCUAAGAAGCUCGCUCCGAUCCCUCCUAAAGGUCCGUACUGCCAGACAGGAGCCAUGUCCGACCAGUCCACAGGUCAGCCAUCUCCCGUCAGCCUGUCUCCGACUCCCCCCAGCACCCCCUCCCCCUACGGCUUCAGCUACCCUCAGGGGUACGCCACCAUCGGCUCCCCGGGGCAGAUCCAGAUGGCAACGACGCCGUCUCUGUCGUCCCCUCCCUCGCUGGCCGGGACGCUCACCAAGGCGAGGCCGACGCCUAAGCCGCCGCGGCAGAGACCCAGCUUGCCCCCUCCGCAGCCCCCCUCCACCCCCGGCAGCAGCCCCCAACCUCUGGACCAUUCGGCGGGUCUACUGGAUGGUUUAUCUCCCGGGGAAAGCAUGUCCACAGACUCCCUCUGUAACCUGGACAUCCCCUUCAUUAACAUGGAACUGGAUGGUAUUUUUGACUUGCCCCACAUCGCCCCCUUCAGGAACUCAGUGGCGCUGCACGAGUCGACCACCAUCAGAGCCGAUUCAGAGGAAGAGUCCGAGAGCACAGUGCUAUGA